AACACGGAGGUACAGAGUACUGACAGUCUGUAGAGCAGAGCAAACCAGCAGCCUGCUGUAGAGGAAGGAGCUGCUGCUGCUGACUGUGAUCCUGUUUAUUUUACUGAUGUGACGCCAGGAGAGAGGAGAGAGAGGGAGAGAAGGAAGAGCUGCUGAGUGUGAGGAGUCGACCUGCAGGUGUGCGUACUCGCUGCUCAUAUAGAGGAUUUAUUUUCAUGGACAUGGAUUAUUGGUGACCGUCUUUGGAUUUAGUUGAGACUCUGUCCUCCGCCUCGCGCCUCCUUCCUGUGUCUGCUCUCUGAGUGCGCGUAGAACAGGUGGAUCCUGUUUCUGUGCUCAGCCCUCUCCCCCUUCAUCCACCUUUCACCUUUAUGGGGAACCAGGUGGAGAAACUGACGCAUCUGAAUUACGCAGAGGUGCCAACGUCGGACCCAAAUGGGUUCGACCCGGACGACGACGUACCCCGGAUCGGCGUCUCUUACAUUUUCUCCAACGACGACGGCGACGAUGAUCAGGACGAACACAUGGACCACUUUUCAAAUGAAAACCACGCGGUGAAUCAUGACGAGAAGCCUUUCGACCCGCAGGACGAGCUGGAGUGCGCUGUUUACUACCGGGAGGAGUGCGUCUACGAGAGGAGCAGCGGGGACGCGACGCACUCAGCGGAGAGUCUGCUCAACAACUGCAGACCCGGAGACCUGCUGGAGUUCGUGGCCACUGGACAGUAUCCUCACUGGGCUGUUUACGUCGGGGACUUCCAGGUAGUUCAUCUGCACAGGGCUGAGAUAAAGAACAACUUCCUCACAGAUGUGAGCCAAGGUAAAAAAGGCCGGAUAGUGAACGGCAUGUACAGGUACCGUGCGCUCCCGCCGGAGGUGAUCGUGCGCAACGCCCUGGAUCACGUUGGCUCCAGAGACAGAGAGCUGUACUGGAGAAACUCUGAGUGCUUUGCCGCCUGGUGCCGCUUUGGGAAACGGGAGUUUAAAAUAGGAGGAGAGAUAAGGAUUGGAAAGCAGCCAUACAGGUUAAAAUUACUCUUUUCAGAGAAGAAGAGCCACGUCCUGGAGUUUCAGAGCCUGGAGGACGUGAUCAUGGAGAAGAGGAGGAACGAUCAGAUUGGAAAAGAUGCUGUCAUGCAGGAGCUUGCAAACCACCUGAACGCAACACAUGAAAUUAAAGAGGAGGAUUAUGUUAAAAGUUAAUGACUGCUGUUUUGGUCAUCUGGUGCGGAUUUGAGCUUAACAGAAAAAUGCACACUCAACAUGCUUAGACACAAAGCAUGUGUGCUGCUGCUGAGGAGGCAUUUAUCCCUCCUAUCAGCCAAUAAGAGCUCUGCCAGGGCUCGGUGCAUGUGCCAUACUGCAACCAAAAGUGUUUCUUGAAGGAUUCAAUCUUAGAUAUCCACUUUCCUUUCCAAAUAAGAAUAAAAACCCAGCCAUAUGUUGAUACUUCUCUCAUGUUUGCAGAUCACAGGGGCCAAACAAAGUUCAAACAAGUAAAUUUGCAUCAGAGAUGAAUGAAAACAGAACAUUCCCUUCCUCCUUCUAACAGAAAUUAGUUUUUACACACUCAAGGCAAAAUGAAGUGACUUGUUUUGACGGAUACAUCUGAGCUGCACCUGCAGACUAAUUAUUUGGAAAUGAAGUCAGAAUUUAAUGGCGUCAUCAUAAUUAUCUUUUCUAAUCUGGCGAAUCUUUGCACACAGGAGCAUAACCUCUUAAAUGUUUCUCCUACCUGAAGAGAGAGCUGAAAGUGCUCCUGCACAACUCAGGUGUCGGUGGAGAUCAAUACAGAGUGGAAAAGAAAGGACUGCGUGCUUUUAUAACUGUGACAACCUUGAGGAUUCCCUUCUGUUGCUUUCUAUCCAAUCAUCGCACAGCUUUACCCACUCUGUGACUGUUGUGCACAGUCUUCUAUGUGCACUUGUAUCGAUUUAGUCAUUUGAACAGUUUAUUUUUGAGAAAAAAAAAUAUGUUUGUAUGAAGAAAUACAGAAAUAAAUAUAUAUAUUUGAA
Molecule: messenger RNA, 2014 nt
Organism: Cheilinus undulatus (humphead wrasse)
Lineage: Eukaryota; Metazoa; Chordata; Actinopteri; Labriformes; Labridae
Gene: lratd2b
Product: LRAT domain containing 2b
Exons: 2
Coding region: 372-1202 (276 amino acids)
Source: RefSeq, a predicted model, not a curated record